UGGUGUGUUUCCUGUCAGUGUCAGCGGUUGUAUCUCUGAAGUUAACACCUGAGUGAGUCAGUAAUGAUUACUUCAGCAGCUUAAACUGUGCUUUAGUAAAACAGCGUCGGUUUAACCAUCACAGUCUGGCGCGUGACCUCUGAUUUUUGGAGUGAGCUCCGCGAGCAGGAGCCGCCGCUGACGAAGGCUUGUUUAGCUAAAAAGAGAAGCGUCACCGCCUGUUCGCACCAGACACCCAGGUCUCCAGCUGCAACCAGGGCACGGCCAUGGCUGCCCUCGGUAACUCGGGAACCACGAAYCUGGCCCCCAAGACGAAGACGAAAAAGAAGCACUUUGUGCAGCAGAAGGUGAAGGUGUUUCGAGCGAGCGAGCCGAUCCUGGGCGUCUUUAUAUGGGGCGUCAAUCACUCGGUUAAUGAUCUGAGCCAGGUGCCUGUUCCUGUCAUGCUGCUGCCUGAUGAUUUCAAAGCCAACACUAAGGUCAAAGUCAACAACCACCUCUUCAACAAAGAAAAUCUUCCAGGACACUUCAAAUUCAAAGAAUACUGUCCUCAGGUCUUCCGAAAUUUAAGAGAACGUUUUGGUAUUGAGGAUUUGGACUAUCAGGUGUCGUUGACACGCAGCCCCCCGAUGAGGAAUGCUGACAAUCAGGGAGAGGUUCUGCUCCUCAACUCCUACGACCGGACGCUGGUUAUAAAGCAGAUCUCCAGUGAAGACGUUGCAGACAUGCACAAUAUCCUGUCAGAAUAUCACCAGCACAUUGUGAAGUGUCAUGGCAGUACGCUGCUGCCCCAGUUUCUGGGAAUGUACCGGGUGAGCGUGGACAACGAGGAGACCUACCUGAUUGUUAUGAGGAACAUGUUCAGCCACAGACUGGUGGUCCACAGGAAAUAUGACCUGAAAGGUUCUCUGGUGGAUCGUGAAGCAAGCGACAAAGAGAGGGAAAAAGAGCUGCCAACCUUUAAGGACAUGGACUUCAGGAAUAACAUGCAGAGGGUUUAUGUAACUGAGGAGCAGAAGGAGAAGUUCAUGGAGAAACUCAACAGAGAUGUGGAGUUUCUCGUGAAGUUGAAGAUCAUGGACUACAGCCUCCUGCUUGGUAUCCACGACGUCAGUCGGGCCGAGCGCGAGGAAGAGGACGGCGGGGAGGUGUUGGAGGAGGAGGAGCCAGAGGCAGAGAACGGUCUGGCGCCGGKCCCUGCGGUGGGCUCUUAUGGCACCUCUCCUGAAGGAAUCGCUGGCUACAUGUCGAGCUGUAAGCCUCUGGGACCCGGAGAGUUCGAUCCAUACGUGGAUGUGUACGCACUGAAGAGCUGCCCAGGAGCCCCUCAGAGGGAGGUUUACUUCAUGGGCCUGAUAGACGUCCUGACGCAGUACGACACCAAGAAGAAAGCCGCUCACGCUGCCAAAACAGUCAAACACGGGGCUGGUGCUGAAAUAUCCACAGUUCACCCGGAGCAAUAUGCCAAACGCUUCCGUGACUUCAUCUCAAACAUUUUUGCAUAACUUUUAACAAACGCUGCCAGGAGUCAUUCCACCGGAGAGGCUUUGACCGUAGAACACCACUACACACACAGGGAUUAUUAUUAUUAUGAUUAUGAUUAUUAUUAUUUCAGCUGGCGAGGAGGCGGGGCUAACUGUAGCAGUAAACUUCAGCUCAUAUUUAUUUUUAAGAUUGAAACUAUAUUUCUAUAGGUAUUCAGCACACAGACAGAGGGAACUGAAGCAACGGUGUAUCUGGAAACAAACUGCUUGUGAUCAGUGUUGACUUUAAAUCAUGUCAGUGAAUCAGAAUUUAUCAUGUUUUUUUUUUUAUCUUUCUUGCACACGUUUAUUUUUAUUUUUUUCUCAGGAUGGUCCAGACGUAACAAACCUGAGUUUAGGUUUAAACUGAUCAGUUUUCACAUGAAUCGUUCCAGCUCACUUCAUCACAACAUAUUUCUGUAAAAAUAAUAGAAAUAGAAGCAUAAGUCAGUGUAUUACUCUUUACUGUGCUUUUUCCUUUAAGUAGAUGAUGUAAUGUUUAUGUGAUGUUUGGCUGGUGGUGGGUAAAGAUACCGAUUUUCAGUUCUUGUACAGCUCUGACCUGCCAACUUUAACUUCUACCUAAAAACUCUAAAAACAGAAUAUUUAUAGAAAACAUUCCUCAGGCUUGUUUUGUUCAGAGAUAUUAAAUAUGGAUUAAACUGCUGCUCAACACAAUGUUUAUAAAAACAUUUAGUGAUAUUUAUGCAGAUGGCUGCAGAAACAUUACGCUUUUAGUUGUAAAGAAUGUUGGGACACUAAAGUUAAAAAAAUAACCGAAUGCACUCAAUUUACCGGUAAGUUAAUUUUUCCUGUUGAACAGCCUGAUUACAGAAUAAAUAAAGUCAUAAUUAAAUUUUCAGUUUCUCCAAAGCUGCUGAGCUGCUUUUAUUUCCAUCCCUGGAAAUAUAGAAAUUAUAGCCUCCAGAUUAUUACAAUUAUUAAAUUAUUACAGAUCUGCUUUAUCAAACAGAUUCUACUUGUUUUUUAUUUUUCGAAUCUAUGCACGCAUCAAAACAAACAUCACAUGAAAUCGUUUUUCCUAAAAGAUCUCCAUUUAAAAUCCUUAGCAGCUUUGCUUAAAGUCAUUAUUUGGAAGAAACUGAACUGUUAUUUAGAAUAAAAUGAAGAAUUAUUAUAAUUUCAGAGCCUUUURCUGUGAAUGAUCAUUAAUGAGGGAUGAAAUGUCUCCAGUAAAGUAAAUAUUUAAAUAAAACACAUUGAUCAGCGCAAAAAACACCUGCCUGGAUAGAGAUAAUGAAGCUGCUCCGUUACCCUUAARUGUCCGAAAUUAAAGAGAAAAUGUCCAGAUUUUGGGGACGAUUCUGUUCUGUAGAGACGAGCCAGACCACAAAUACAACCCCACUUUGUGGCUUCAGCUUCAGGCUGCUGCUCCAGUCUCUAGUUCAGUUAUAUGUUAAUGACUUCAGCUCAGCUGUGGUGCAUUCACUGAUUGGUAAAAUAUAGGAUUUUUGAGCGUUUGACCUUCGGAUUGUUUGAAUAAGGAGCUGAAAACCAGACUGUCAGUUCCACGGUGCGUCACCAGUGGGGUGUGGCUGGAGCAAAAAUCUUCAUUUUAUCACAGUUAAAAAAAGACUUCAUCCUGUUUUAAAACUUUCAAACUAAAGAUCUUUUUAAGAAGUUCAUUUCAGGUGGAUUUAGUUCAGAUCAGAGUCGGGUGGUUUCCACAUCUCCAGUCUUUGUGAUCAGAUAAUCAUUUAUUCAACAGGCUUGUUCUGCUGACACUAAAUAUAAAUGUGGAGAGCAGCUUCCUCUGAGCAGAAUGUGCCUCACAUUCAUUAGUCUGCUGUGACAGGUUGAAUCAAACACCUGCUGGUUGAACAUUUGUGGUCUGUGUGCACUCAGACUCAUUCUGAUACAAUUUAUGAUAUAUUAGUUGAACUUAGCAAAUGUAGCAUAAAGCUAGCUAGCAUUAGGAGGACGAGGAGCGUGUUAAACUUUAUUAACGUUCAGCAGGUGAGAGAAUACUGACMGGGAAGUGUUGAUGCUUUCUGUAUGAUGCCUCAUCCUUGUUCUAGUUUUUCAAAUCAACUUUUGGACCAAAAUAUAUUUUACAAACCUUUUCUGGAACUUGUUUGACUUGUUUUCUGUAAUGUGUGCGUGAGCAGACCUGAGGACUGGUGUGUCAGUGUUUCACUCUCUACAAUCCUUUUUUCCYCACUACAUUUGUCCUAAAAAUACCUCAGCUUUAUAGAAACUGUCGUUUCAUGAGGCCCUGAGAUUAAACCUGGGUGAUUUUA
Messenger RNA from Austrofundulus limnaeus, 3784 nucleotides. RefSeq names its product phosphatidylinositol-5-phosphate 4-kinase, type II, gamma a (gene pip4k2ca). The record is from RefSeq and is a predicted model, not a curated record. Gene Ontology annotation, biological process: phosphatidylinositol phosphate biosynthetic process. Gene Ontology annotation, cellular component: plasma membrane. Gene Ontology annotation, molecular function: 1-phosphatidylinositol-4-phosphate 5-kinase activity; 1-phosphatidylinositol-5-phosphate 4-kinase activity. NCBI's taxonomy places the organism in Eukaryota, Metazoa, Chordata, Actinopteri, Cyprinodontiformes, Rivulidae.